AUGUGCAAAGAAAGUCGAGAUCAAAGUAAAAUAAAAAAAUUGCCAGUCGUCACAAAUUCAACUAUUGAAUUGGUUGAACAACCUGAAAGCCUUGACCAUGAUAAUAUUUGGAAAAUAGAUACCUGUAACACUGAACGUAUCGAGGUUGAUUGUCUUGACCUAACUGAUCAGUUAACUAAAAUUAUUAGUUGA
This is a messenger RNA of Racocetra fulgida, 192 nucleotides long. The record is from the annotation of a GenBank genome assembly. NCBI's taxonomy places the organism in Eukaryota, Fungi, Glomeromycota, Glomeromycetes, Diversisporales, Gigasporaceae.